UCGGUCUUGGUCGGUCCGCACGGGCUGCUGUGUGGAUUACAAUUUGAAAUGUUUGUGCUAGAAGAAAUGAAUUCAAAACUGUAACUAAAUUACGGCCGAAAGUGUGCAGCGUACCAGCAAACCAUACGGCUACUAUGAUGAAGUUAAACUCCAUCUAAACUAAUCAAACAUCGACGUAAAUGUAUUGAAAUGCCGGAUCAACAGCGGAACGAUUGAGAGGUGCUCAGAACACCGCUUGCAGUGCCUGGAGGCGCACUCCUACGAACCCAACAAACAUAAGGAAGUCACUCUGGUCCUAAUUCAUAAAAUCAGUAUUCGAGACCAGUGUCUUGUUCUGUAUCAGGAAUCGAAAAUGCAUCCCAUGCAACAUCUUCAGCACGAUUUGGAUCCCUCGCACGACUUCCGGGCAAAAAGUUGGCAAGGGAACUCCAAAAGAACGAUGCUCUCAAUACGGAAGCAAAUAUUGGGCUACGGGUUACUGCUGAUAUUAGUGUUGCUGUUUCCUGGUGGACAAGCCACUCCAAUGAAAAGCCGUUGCUUACAAUUCGGUACAACAUCCACGACCAACACGCAACAGCAGAAUGGGCAGGACUUUGUUGACGAUUAUGAUAGCUACGACGAUCAACCGGAACCUUCGGAUGAGCCUUUUUUCGACAAAAAUGUUUCUACAGUCGUCACAUGCUCCCGAACGGCACCAUAUUGCUACACGCUCUGGACAUUCGAUGCCGUCAAGAAUGCGAGCCGAGUUGUUGUGCAAGGAUGCUGGGGUUCGACGGACGAUCAAGAGUCCUGCAGUAAUGCGGAAUGCAUCAGUACGACCGAAACACCCACGAAACACUUCUUCUGCUGCUGCAGUGGCGAUAGCUGUAAUGGAAAUUUCAGCUAUCUACCGCCGCCAACCACGGCCGACGGGUUAAGCAUGCCGGAGGAGAACGAAAACAUUACCCCAUUUGCGCCGUACACUUCGAUCUGGAGUUCGCCGACGGUGUACAUAUGCUUCGCAUUACUCGCUAUCAUGGUACUCGGAAUCGUGGGCUUUCUGAGCUGCCGACAGUUACCAAAGAAAGGUGUUGCUGAGCUGCUGGAACACAUGGAACCGUCCGGUCCGGGAUAUAGCUCGAAUCUCUAUAACGUCGAUAACUUGAAGCUUGUGUCCAUGAUCGGGCAGGGCAAAUACGGAACAGUGUGGAAAGGUAUCGUUAACGAACAGCCAGUUGCGGUGAAGAUCUUCGCUGCCCAACAUCGCCAGUACUUUCUCAACGAACGUGACAUUUAUACUGUGCCGCUGAUGGAAUCUCCUGCCCUUUUGACAUACUUUGGGUCUGACGAACGACGAACAUUGGACGAUCGUAUCGAAUAUAUGCUAGUACUAUCGUUGGCACCGUUGGGUUGUUUGCAGGAUUGGUUAACGGACAACCGUGUACCCUUCAGUACGUUCUGCCGAAUGGGUAAAUCCAUCGCCAACGGUUUGGCACAUCUGCACACAGAGAUCCGCAAAGGUGACCUGCUCAAACCAUGCAUCUGCCAUCGCGAUCUGAACUCUCGCAAUAUUCUCGUCAAGUCGGACCUGUCCUGCUGCAUCGGCGAUCUCGGUUUCGCGCUGAAAACGUUCGGUGCACGGUACGAGUACCGUGGGGAAAUAACGCUCGCCGAGACGAAGAGUAUCAACGAGGUCGGCACGGUACGUUACAUGGCACCGGAAGUGCUAGAGGGUGCUGUGAAUCUACGCGACUGUGAAUCCGCCCUCAAGCAGAUCGAUGUGUACACGCUGGCACUGGUGUUAUGGGAGCUGGCAAAUCGCUGCGAAGAUUUCUAUCCCGAAGGUAUAGCCGUGCCGGAGUAUCGGGCACCGUACGAAGAGUACGUCGGUUCCAAUCCCAGUUUCGAGCAGAUGCAGGUGCUCGUUUCCCGCAACAAAGCACGACCUUCGUUCCCGGCACACUUUGGCGCAAGCCUGGUGACGCAGAUCGUUCGCGACACUUGCGAGGACUGUUGGGACCACGAUGCGGAAGCCCGGCUAACGGCAAUGUGCGUACAGGAGCGGCUGCAAGAAAUUGCCCAGAUAAACCCUAGCGCACGCAGCAUGCCUGUGAGAGCGUGCAGCCACGACGAUGGCACUGCGUUGGAGAAGACCCAACUGUAUCAGUUGGAAAGCGAUGGUCCCGCCAUGGUGGCAAUGAUGGGUCAACUGCAUCAACGGUACAGUCCGGACGGGACGAUUGCAUUCAUGACUCCACCAAACCAGCAGAUCAUUCCUCAGCUGCCACCGGCCGGCUAUAGGGACGAUACGACCGGAUCGUACAAAUACGGCAAGCUAUCGGGCAGUAACAUCUCAACAACGAACAGCGGUGCACCGUCGUCUCAGUCCGAUGAGGACGAGCAACACACCGUGCGCAAAGGACAGGCGCCACUAAUUCAGAAGGAUGUGUCCUUUGCAACUGGGCCCGGCAAGGGUCUCGGCGGCAGCGUGAAGGUAAUGCUGCAGAAAACAUUCCACAAAAAUCAUUUGGGAGGCGGAAAUAAUCCCUCCCUAAUGGGUCGUGCGUACGAUGGCACCCAACACACCAGUGACGAUGGUGAUGAUCGUUCCAAUUUGGUAGUGGUAGUCGAAACCACCGAUCCAUAUCCACAGCAACGGAAUGCACUGCUUUCGCAACAAGAGAUUCUAAUGAAUCACCACAACAACCAGCAACAGCAUCUGCAGUGCGCCAUGGAGCGACCGACGAAUCUCGAUCUCGGUAGUACCGGGAAGUACGAGAGUAACCUACUGCUGCACGAACCGCAACAUUCCGUUGGAACCGUUUCCAUCGCCGAUGGUGCCGGUAAUCCACGUGACAGGGUGGAACGAUACGCCAAGGCGCUGGCUGACGCUGACUUCACCCGACAGUCGUUUGCCAUACUGGAUGAGGUCCGUGAUGGAGGCGGUAACGUGGACAACACCGGCACAGUGGCAGCACCCGAUCUCGACGACACCACACACCAGACGUUGCGCAUUGUUGUUUCCAAAUCGGCGAAUGCGAUGCAUCCGCACAAAGGUGGCGUACACGCAAGGCAAGGAUCGGGAAGCUCAUCGCCACCUCCGUUCAUGGACGAUCGAUCGCUGAAAAGGCAACGGUCGCUAGAGGUGUUCCAGGAGGUGUUCGGUCCCAAGGGUAGUAUCGAGCGUCUGCGUAAUCCUAGCCAGCGCGUCAAGACACCCGGCGAUGUACCGCCCUCGGUGCGUAAGGUACGCGCGUCAAAGACACUGUCGCUCUACGACGAUCGCAUGAUGACGGCCACGGUAGCAACCGGAAACCGUUUAGCAAACUCAGUAUAGCACGAGGAGGUACUGCUACUGGAGCUAUAAAGUGUACACGCAUCACGUGCACGACGUGUUUCUUAAGGGUCUUUAAUAGUUAUGUUAGUCUGAAAGGGUCCCAAAUUCACUGCAUUCUCACCUACUGGAUAUAUGCCGGUGUGCUCUAAGCAUGAAGUAUUGUUUUAACAAAAAAAAACAAGCUGCUUUCAUUUUUCGUACCUAUUUGUUUGCUUUGUGCCAUUUUUCACAAGAUGCUUUUGCAAGAUGCAUUCAAUAGAAGUCACCACAUAAUGCGCACGUUCUAUUUAUGUUUGUAGCAUCGUUCUAAGCUUUGUAAUGCGGUGAUAUCUGCUGCAAAGGUAUAAUCUCCUGCAAAGACCGCGUUACAACCAUGAUAUGGUUUAGUUUAAACAGUCCUUCCUGUGUCGCUCGCAGUAAAGACUAGCUGUAUUCUCAUAACUUUAUUAGAUUCAUAGUGGAUUAUGAACAAAUUUAUAAAACCAUACAGUUUUGAUACUCCAGUGAAUAACUCAACACUGUGCAAAAACACUUUAAGAAGCGUUCUAGCGCACAGAUAACGGCGAUGUGAAUGGUGGUUCCAUUUUGAGAGGGCGGGUGUGAAAAAUUGGCCGGGAAAUUGUUGCACACCAGUAAAAGAAUGCAACUUAUACAACAUAAUGGACUGAUUUAAUGCCAGAGCAUGCGUCACACUAGAGUUACUGUGACAACAACAUUAUUGGCAGUAAAAGUAUAAAAAGUAAUUCCUACUUACUUCUAGAGAGGAUUCGGAUCUAGAGGGAUCCUUACAUUACAGGAUAUUAAAUCGAGAUUGUAGAAGAAUGUUAAAAAUGAGUGUGAAGUUAAAUAAGGAAGCUAAAAGCUAAAAAAAACCUCGAUAUAUAUAGCAGUAGGGUGUAUCUAGGUAAGUGUCCUCUAUUUACGAUUUGUCGGGUUACAUAUAACCUGGUUACGAUUACUAUUUGCCAUGCACGUGCUACACAUUGCACAACACUUACCAAGUUGUUUCGAUUUUGGGUGUUUUAGUACUUUCCGUUGAAUUACUAGUGAUAAUAAUGCAUGCAUGAAUGAAGAACAGUAUUCCUCUCUUGUGCAAGAGUAUGAAAAGCUAACAGGCGGCACUACAUUCGUUCGAUACCAAAACCGCACACCAAAACCAAAAAAAGAUAAGCAAAAAAAUACACAUUGAUUGGCAGGCCAUUGACAUUUUGAGAAUAAAAUUUAGCGAAAAAGUAUUAUUAGAA
Molecule: messenger RNA, 4560 nt
Organism: Anopheles moucheti
Lineage: Eukaryota; Metazoa; Arthropoda; Insecta; Diptera; Culicidae
Gene: wit
Exons: 7
Coding region: 353-3316 (987 amino acids)
Biological process (GO): BMP signaling pathway; protein phosphorylation; cellular response to growth factor stimulus
Cellular component (GO): plasma membrane; signaling receptor complex
Molecular function (GO): transforming growth factor beta receptor activity; ATP binding
Source: RefSeq, a predicted model, not a curated record